Messenger RNA from Helobdella robusta, 3284 nucleotides. RefSeq lists its product as hypothetical. The record is from RefSeq and is a predicted model, not a curated record. Gene Ontology annotation, molecular function: RNA binding. The transcript has 24 exons. NCBI's taxonomy places the organism in Eukaryota, Metazoa, Annelida, Clitellata, Rhynchobdellida, Glossiphoniidae. Gene Ontology annotation, biological process: mRNA splicing, via spliceosome. Gene Ontology annotation, cellular component: intracellular anatomical structure; spliceosomal complex. The coding region runs from base 1 to 3168 and encodes 1055 amino acids.
AUGUCUGACGAGGAGCACGACGUUUUGCAAGGCACGACGGGCAGAGAAGAGGGUGGACUGAUCAUCAUGAAAAAAUCGUCUGCCGCUGAUGAGCCCCACACCUUCAAAAAACCAACAUCAACCUUCUUCACAAAUCACUCAAGAUUGGGACUUGAUAGAAUUGCGGCCGAGAAAAAACGGGAAAGUUCCGAUAUGGACAAACAGAAACUCGCAAGAACAUACAGGGAGAGAAUUGAUGAGACCCCGACGUACACAGGCGGAGUAAGUGAUGCAUAUUUGCAGAAGAGCAAAGAUAGAAGAGAUAGAGAUCGGGGUGUUUAUACUUCCUCCAAAGAUAAUAAAGAGAAGAAGCAAAACAGUUCGUCAUCCUCAUCGUCAACAUCAGUAACACAGACAACUAGUAGAGAGGAAACGUCAAAAGGUGAGAGUUAUAGGUCAAGUUCAAGGUCAUCUAGAAGGGGCUGGGAGGAGGAGACACCGAGGAAUAGAGGUCCAAUGACACCGAGGUUGUCAUCGUCAAAAGAGAUGAGCAGUGAAUUUAAUCAAAAUUACCCUUUACAACCUCUAGACACGCCUUCAAGAACGAACUGGGAUGAUGAUGAUUUGUCUUCUUCAUCAUCGGUGGUGAAAAAAUCAUCAUGGGAUGUACCGACACCAAGUUUGUCAUCAUCUUCGUUAUCAAAAAAAGGUGAUAGGCAAAAGGAAAGGUCUCGCCAUUCAGAUAGCGGCUACGUAAAAUCGUCAUUUUCAAAGUCGUCUUCUUCACGUAAAAAAACUCCAGCCCCGACACCAGCCUACAAGUACAACAACUGGAUGGAGAACGGAGGCAAGAAAGUGAGAUACACCCCGAGAGAGUUCAACAAGGAUGGUGGUGGCGAGAGAGAUGGUGAUGGGGGUGAUGGGAAGUUUAAUGGCAGUCAAGAUGAUGGUGAUAGAGAUUUUGAGAAAGAUGAGGAGCUGCGUGAGUGCGAGAUCCAGGCAGAUCGGCUCUGGUACAACAUGGACCAGGAGCAGGACCCUGGAUGCAUCGACGACACCGAGUACACCAGGAGGAAGGAACAGGAACUGGAAGUGAAGAAGAAGAAAAAAAUGUCUGCCCAACAGAGGCAGAUACAAAAAGAUAACGAAAUGUGGGAACUAAAUCGUAUGUACCGCAGUGGAGCUGUGAUCCGAUUGGACCAUGAGGAAGACUUUGACAACCAAUCAGAAGCGAGGGUUCACUUGCUGGUCCACAACAUUGUUCCUCCAUUCCUCGACGGAAGGAUAGUUUUUACCAAACAGCCGGAACCCAUAGUGCCACUGAAGGAUCCGACUUCAGACAUGGCAGUUGUCUCUCGCAAGGGCAGUGCUGUCGUCCUCCAACAUCGAGAACAGAAGGAGAGAAAGAAGGCUCAGAAGAAACAUUGGGAGCUGGCCGGGAGUAGGAUCGGAGACAUCAUGGGGAUCAAGAGGGAAGAGGAAGAGGAAAAGGACAAAAGCGAUUCGGUGGAUUACAAAUCGGACCAAAAAUUUGCCGAACACAUGAUCAAUAAUAAAUCAGAAGCUGUUUCAGAAUUUGCCACCAGCAAAUCCAUCAAACAGCAGCGAGAAUUUCUGCCCAUUUUUGCCGUCAGACAGGAGCUGUUGAAAAUAGUGCGAGAAAACAGUGUGGUGGUCAUCGUCGGGGAGACAGGCUCUGGAAAGACAACUCAACUAACACAGUACCUGCACGAAGACGGCUACACGGAUUACGGGAUGGUGGGAUGCACGCAGCCAAGGAGGGUGGCCGCCAUGUCGGUCGCCAAGCGAGUGUCCGAGGAGAUGGGAGUGCCUCUAGGCGAGGAUGUUGGUUAUGCCAUCAGGUUCGAAGACUGCACUAAUGAGACGACCACGUCAUCUUCACUCCGUCACCAUUACGACGCAAUCUACAAUGACGUCAUUGCAGGGGACAUGCUGAUAUUCAUGCCUGGACAAGAGGACAUUGAAGUUACAUGUGAAUUGAUUGCAGGUAUGGACGCUCUUCAGAUAUUUCCUAUCAGUCAGGCAAAUGCUAAUCAACGUAGUGGAAGGGCAGGCAGGACUGGUCCCGGGAUGUGCUAUCGACUGUACACAUCGCGUCAGUACAAGGAGGACCUGAUGACGGUGACCGUGCCCGAGAUACAGAGGACCAACCUCGCCAACGUCGUACUUCUACUCAAGUCCCUCGGAGUCCAGGAUCUACUACAGUUUCAUUUCAUGGACCCCCCACCUGAGGACAACAUAAUGAAUUCAAUGUACCAGUUGUGGGUGCUUGGAGCCCUGGACAAUACGGGGUCUCUCACGCCCCUAGGAAGAAACAUGGAGGAGUUCCCGCUUGAUCCUGCAUUAUCAAAAAUGCUCAUCGUCUCCACCGAAAUGGGUUGCAGCCAGGAGAUAUUGACCAUCGUCUCAAUGCUUUCCAUCCCCGCCAUCUUCUUCCGCCCAAAAGGGAGAGAGGAAGAUUCAGAUCAGGCCAGGGAAAAAUUCCAAGUACCGGAAAGCGACCACCUGACCCUGCUCAAUGUCUACAACCAGUGGACCAAGAAUAAUCAUUCCGCCACCUGGUGCACAAAACAUUUCAUCCAUGUCAAGUCUAUGAAGAAGGUACGUGAAGUUAGACAGCAGUUGAAGGAUAUAAUGGAACAGCACAAGAUGGCAUUGAUCUCGUGUAGCAGUGAAUGGGAUAUCGUCAGGAAGUGCAUCUGCUCGUCCUAUUUCCAACAGGCUGCCAGAAUAAAAGGACUCGGUGAGUACGUGAGUCUGCGAACGGGCAUGCCCUGCCAUCUCCACCCCACAAGUGCCCUCUUCGGCAUGGGCUACACCCCCGACUAUAUUGUCUACCACGAACUCGUCAUGACUUCCAAAGAGUACAUGCAGUGUGUAACGGCUGUGGAUGGGCAAUGGCUGGCUGAACUCGGUCCCAUGUUUUAUAGCGUGAAAGAUUCAAACAAGUCCAGGACAGAGCGACGUAGGAUGGCCGAAGAUCACAUGAAUGACAUGGAAGAUGAGAUGAAGAGAGCUCAAGAUCAGCUGACGGCCAGGAGGGAAGAAGUUGAACGUUCCCUUGCUUUAAAUUUCAAAACAACGCCGAUAAUAACUCCUGGCAAGAGGGAUUCAGCCACACCACUGAUAAAUCCAUUGACGAAAAAAAGAGGAAGAUUUGGACUGUAAUUGUUUCUUUGUGCAUUUGUGAAUAGAACUUUGUUGAAAACUUAUAAAAUUAUGUAUACACACACAAACUCUUUUUAUCUAUAAAUAAAUUUUUAUUGAAACUAAUAAACGAAUGU